Messenger RNA from Triticum dicoccoides, 2291 nucleotides. Its product is annotated as histone-lysine N-methyltransferase SUVR4-like. The transcript is spliced from 10 exons. The coding region runs from base 183 to 1985 and encodes 600 amino acids. Gene Ontology annotation, molecular function: zinc ion binding; protein binding; histone methyltransferase activity. NCBI's taxonomy places the organism in Eukaryota, Viridiplantae, Streptophyta, Magnoliopsida, Poales, Poaceae. Gene Ontology annotation, cellular component: nucleus. The record is from RefSeq and is a predicted model, not a curated record.
CGCCUCCGUCCUCCGCGGGCGCUUCCCCGCGCAUCGGCUUCGUCUCCCUGGGCGGUUGGCGUAGGAGAGUUUGUCGGCGCUCCGCCGCUGGGUAACCUCGAGACGAGGCCUGGCUGUCCAGAUCCCCGUCCCCGCUUCGAAUCCCUCGCGCUGGUUAAUUUUUGUACUGAAGACUGAAGAGGAUGGCAUCUUCAAAGGUUUGCAAGGAAAGAUUUGAUGCUGCUGUCACAUAUCUGGGUGCUAUUGGAAUUCAGAGAGAAACUGUUUCACCAGUGUUGACGAAUCUACUAGACUUGUAUGAUCACAACUGGGAAUUUAUAGAAGCUGAUCACUUUCGGGUUCUAACCGAUGCCAUAUUCGACGAGCCAGAUCCCAAAGAAGAACAGCAAAGGCAAGCUAACAAGAGGAUGAAUCCUGAUUCGGAUCACUGUAAAAAGAAGCUUAAGAUAAAACAUCAUUCUCGAAAACCUACAUCCAAGGUGCGUGUCAAUGAGAAGACAGAGUUGACUGAAGCUCCACUGCAGCAAGAAGCAGGCAAGCUGUGCCCUCAAACUGUUUGUGCCACUGGGAACACAUUGCAGUUGUCUUUUUCGCGGGUGCCUAUUGAAGAAAUAAACAUGGAAAACGAUGUUCUCAAGGAUACAUUGACAGAUGAAGAUAGUUCAGCUUUAUCACUCCAAGGUCAAGAGCUUCCUACUUUCGAGACCCCACUGGCAGUUAUGUGCCCACUAGUUCAAGAUUCCAGCCAUCAGAGAGCAUACAAGGACGUGCACAACCAGUGCAUUGAAUUGGACUAUACAUAUAGUGGACCAAGAGAAAGUGGAAUGCUACAAAUAGUUCCUGCCAUGGACUUUUUAUCUAAGCCUUCAGUGCCAAACCAAGCUGGUUCCUCGUGUAUGCCACCUAGCAAUAGCAUGAUCCAUGGUGGUAUUUGCCCCUCUAGUGCUACUGCUGGAGAACAGUGCAGUUCCAGUAAUAUGCUGGUUAUUGCCAAGCCCAAGGGACCAGCUCAUGAUGUCAAUGACAUAACAAAAGGUGAAGAACAUGUGAGUAUUCCCAUAAUCAAUGAAGGUGGCAAUGGGAUUCUUCCUGCUCCCUUUCACUACAUACCACGCAAUAUCACAUUCCAGAAGGCAUAUGUCAAUCUUUCGCUUGCUAGAAUAGGAGAUGACAAUUGCUGCUCAGACUGCUUUGGAGAUUGUCUAGUGGAACCACUUCCUUGUGCAUGCGCAGCAGAAACAGGAGGCGACUUUGCUUAUACAAGAGACGGCCUGCUUAAGGAAGAAUUUCUCAAUUCUUGUCUCUCCGUGCUUCCAAAAUUCUACUGCAAAAUUUGUUCAAGGGAACGAGUGAAGAUCGUAAAUUCUGAGUCACCAAACGCCAAGGUGAAUCCUUGUAAAGGGCACCCUAUAAGGAAAUUUAUCAAGGAAUGUUGGAAUAAAUGUGGAUGUGCCAGAAAUUGUGGAAAUCGUGUGGUGCAGCGGGGUAUUAGUCGGCAUCUACAAGUUUUCUUAACCCCUGGAGAAAAAGGAUGGGGACUGCGGGCUGCUGAGGAACUUCCUCGGGGUGCAUUUAUUUGUGAGUAUGUUGGUGAAAUAUUGACGAACAAUGAGCUGUAUGAGCGAAACAAUCAAAUGGUGUCGAACGGUAAGCAUACCUACCCUACGUUGCUUGAUGCUGACUGGGUCACUGAAGAUGUUCUGGAGGACGACCAUGCUCUCUGUCUGGAUGGCACCUUUUAUGGGAACGUGGCAAGGUUCAUAAACCAUAGGUGUUCUGAUGCCAAUCUUAUUGUUAUACCUGUUGAGAUUGAGACACCCGACCACCACUACUACCAUCCGGCGUUUUUCACCACAAGGCAAAUAAAGCCAUUUGAAGAACUUACAUGGGACUAUGGACUUGACUUUGAUGAUGUCAACCACCCUGUCGAGGCAUUCAAAUGUUGUUGUGGAAGUGAGUUUUGCCAGGACAAAAGGAACAUCUGAAGGUCUAAAGUUAGAGCCCUGGUGUAACUAUGAGUACUGGUCACGAGAUAAAGCCACCAAGGAGAUUCGAGAUAACAUAUCAUCUGCAAUGCCGUCUUCAUGCUUUGUCACCUAUGGAUCUGGAUUGCCUGUUUCAGUGUUGUCAGACAGAGCUUGCUUCCAAGCAGUGCAUUUUGGUUGCCCGUUCUUAAUUUCCUUUUGAUUUGGAAAGGUUUCUUGAUUCCUUUCCUCAACGAGAUAUGUAGGAAGUUUAAGUAUGGAUCUUUUUCGGACUUCUAACUUGAAAAGUCUAGUGCAUUUAAUUAA